UCACUUUGAAGAAAACCACUUGGUAUUUUAUAGUGAGGUGGCUUUGCAAAUAAAGAUCUUCACGAAGAUUUUAUGUGAUUUUAAACAAAUCAACUUAAAUGCUUGGAAUUUGGAUUGCUGUACUUUUAUUUUUUGGCACAUCAAGAGGAAAAGAAAUUUGCUAUGACAGGGUAGGAUGCUUUAAAGAUGGUUUACCAUGGAUGGGGACUUUUUCAAGAGAGUUGGUGGGUUUACCCUGGUCUCCAGAGAAGAUAAACACUCGCUUUCUGCUCUACACUAUACAUAAUCCCAAAGCCUAUCAGGAGAUCAGUGCAGUUAAUUGUUUAACUAUCAAAGCCUCACAUUUUGGAACAGACAAGAUAACCCGUGUCAACAUACCUGGAUGGAAAACAGAUGGCAAAUGGCAGAGGCACAUGUGCAAUGUGUUGCUACAAGUGGAAGAUAUAAACUGCAUCAAUUUAGACUGGAUUAAUGGUUCACUGGAAUACAUCCAUGCUGUAAACAAUCUCCGCGUUGUUGGUGCUGAGGUGGCUUAUUUUAUUGAUGUUCUUAUGAAAAAAUUUGGAUAUUCCCCUUCUAAAGUGCACUUGAUUGGCCACAGCUUGGGAGCACAUCUGGCUGGAGAAGCUGGGUCAAGGAUACCAGGCCUUGGAAGAAUAACUGGGUUGGACCCAGCUGGGCCAUUUUUCCACAACACUCCAAAUGAAGUCAGGCUAGACCCCUCGGAUGCCAACUUUGUCGAUGUCAUUCACACAAAUGCAGCUCGCGUCCUCUUAGAGCUUGGUACUGGAACUAUUAAUGCUUGUGGUCACCUUGACUUUUACCCAAAUGGAGGGAAGCACAUGCCAGGAUGUAAAGACUUAAUUACACCUUUACUUAAAUUUGAUUUCAAUGCUUAUAAGAAAGAAGUGGUUUCCUUCCUUGAAUGUGACCAUGCCCGAAGUCAUCGCUUUUAUGCUGAAAGCGUUCUCAAUCCUGAUGCCUUUAUUGCUUAUCCUUGCAGAUCCUACAAAUCUUUUAAAGCAGGAAAUUGUUACUGUUGUCCCAAAGAAGGUUGUCCAACAAUGGGUCAUUUUGCUGAUAGAUUUCACCUCAAAAAUAUGAAGACUAAUAGAUCAUAUUAUUUUUUAAACACUGGAUCUGAAUCCCCAUUUGCCCGUUGGAGGCACAAGUUGUCUGUUAAACUCUCUGGAACCAAUAUCACUCAAGGGAGCAUAUAUCUCCGUGUAGCUGGGACAACUGGGAAAACAGGGCAGUUUGCAGUUGCCAGUGGAAAACUUACGCCAGGCAUGACUUAUACAAAAUUAAUUGAUGCAGAUGUUAAUGUUGGAAACAUUACAAGUAUUGAGUUCAUUUGGAAGAAAGAUUCGUUUGGACAUUCUCAGAAUAAGUUGGGAGCAGAAAUGGUGAUAGAUAUAUCUGGAAAAUAUGCAUAUAAAUCUACCUUCUGUAGCCAGGACAUUAUGGGACCUAAUAUUGCCCAGAUCCUGAAACCAUGCUAAUUCCAGAUAUUGCCUUGAUGGAUUUAUUUAGCAGGAGCAAUUAAAAACAAAGGAGUCUCCUUCUACCCGGCAUGCAGACCAAACUUGGCUCUUGUAAAUGAGACAGAAAAGUACAGGUUUGUUUAUUUCUUGCAUAGAAUGCUGUUCUCAUUAAUAAACUUUCAUAUGUGUCUUAAAAACAGACUGAGACAUGGGACUGAAUAUAGUUCUGUGAUCUGUCGGAGUCUGUAUAUCAGUGACAAAAUAUAGCUGCAUUGGAAUUUCCCUGUAUAGGAGGAGGUGAUGCUAAAGUACGAUUGUGUAAACUCACUGGGCAAAAGGGAGAGUCUGUUUUUUAGUACAUUUUGAGUAUUUCCAGGUGGAAUAGUCAUUGUCCUAAAAUGGAUUAAAGAAUAUUUAUUAUGUUGUUAAAUCUUAGUGAGACAAAUUAUGACUAUAGUUCAUGAUAUAUAGUAAGUUAUAACUUUGUGGGUUGAUGUGUCCACCUAUUAAAAAUGGAAAUUAAUGAGAAUGCACUAAUAUUUCCAAGGUGUUUCUUGGUCUUCAGGGUGUGUGUGAGGUAAGAGAGAUUUUGGAGCUUAUCUAUUUUGUGUACAUCAAUUAGCAAUGGGCCCUGAGGAUCAUCAGCUCAGGACACAGCCUCCUUUCUACAGAAGUCCCCUGCCACAGGAGAACUACUCAUCUCCUUGGGUCUUGGAGGCUCCAUUGCAAAUUUGUGUUCAGCCUAAAGGCAGCAUUUCAUUUGUAAAGGACUUGAAUAACCCUUUGUGUUUGCAAUAACAAUAUUGUCAUAUUUAAA
This is a messenger RNA of Galeopterus variegatus (Sunda flying lemur), 2301 nucleotides long. It is a transcript of the gene PNLIPRP3, whose product is annotated as pancreatic lipase-related protein 3. The transcript is spliced from 12 exons. Lineage: Eukaryota; Metazoa; Chordata; Mammalia; Dermoptera; Cynocephalidae. Gene Ontology annotation, biological process: lipid metabolic process. The coding region runs from base 99 to 1502 and encodes 467 amino acids. Gene Ontology annotation, molecular function: triacylglycerol lipase activity; protein binding. The record is from RefSeq and is a predicted model, not a curated record.